AAGCUGAGCUGCAAGGAAAGAGAAGAGGAGAGCCACUUUUUGUGUGAGAAACACUUCUUCUGCAUUUUAGAGAGAGAACCAGAACCAAGAGAGAAGAAGGAGUUAGGGCUUGGCUUCAAAGGAGGUUUUGGGAAGAUUUCCCCAAGGAAAUCCCAGCUCAAGGUUGAAGAAGAG
Molecule: messenger RNA, 174 nt
Organism: Linum tenue
Lineage: Eukaryota; Viridiplantae; Streptophyta; Magnoliopsida; Malpighiales; Linaceae
Source: the annotation of a GenBank genome assembly